Messenger RNA from Solanum stenotomum, 867 nucleotides. Its product is annotated as isoflavone reductase homolog. Gene Ontology annotation, molecular function: oxidoreductase activity. The record is from RefSeq and is a predicted model, not a curated record. Bases 22 to 867 code for a protein of 281 amino acids. NCBI's taxonomy places the organism in Eukaryota, Viridiplantae, Streptophyta, Magnoliopsida, Solanales, Solanaceae. The transcript has 5 exons.
UUAUCAAAGCUUUUCCAUUCAAUGGCUGGAAAAAGUAAGAUUUUGUUCAUUGGAGGUACUGGUUACAUCGGAAAGUUCAUCGUCGAAGCUAGUGCUAAAGCUGGUCACGACACAUUUGUCUUGGUCACAGAAUCAACUCUUUCCAAUCCUACCAAAGCCAAACUCAUUGAUACUUUCAAGAGUUUUGGUGUCACCUUCCUCUAUGGAGAUUUAUAUGAUCAUGUGAGUUUAGUGAAGGCAAUAAAACAAGUGGAUGUUGUGCUUUCUACUGUUGGUCAUUCUCUUUUAGCUGAUCAGCUCAAUAUCAUUGCUGCUAUCAACGAAGCUGGCAAUGUCAAGAGAUUCUUUCCCUCUGAAUUUGGGAAUGAUGUAGAUCGUCUCCAUACCGUUGAGCCUGCUAAAACAACAUUUAAUACUAAAGUUCAAAUUCGCCGCGCUGUUGAAGCUGAAGGAAUACCAUUCACUUAUGUUGUCAACUUUUAUUGUGCUGAUUUUUUUCUUCCAAAUUUGGCACAACCUGGACAUGUAGUUGGACCUUCAGCUGGUCCUCACAGAGACAAAGUUAUCAUCUUAGGAGAUGGUAAUGCUAAAGGUAAAUUAAACUCCGAUUUGCUGUUUUUUAAUAAAGGACAAGACUUUGCUACGUAUACCAUAAAGGCUGUCGAUGAUCCAAAAACACUUAACAAAAUCCUCUAUAUCAAGCCUCCACAAAAUAUAAUUACGUUAAACGAGUUGGUAUCCUUGUGGGAGAAGAAAACUGGAAAGAAUAUAUGUACCAGGGGAACAACUUCUCAACAACAUACAAGAAGCCAUGUUUCCGUUGAAUAUGGCAUUAUCGAUCUCUUACCCUGCUUUUGUGAAGGGUGA